Messenger RNA from Arachis duranensis, 918 nucleotides. RefSeq lists its product as uncharacterized. The record is from RefSeq and is a predicted model, not a curated record. The transcript is spliced from 3 exons. The coding region runs from base 1 to 918 and encodes 305 amino acids. NCBI's taxonomy places the organism in Eukaryota, Viridiplantae, Streptophyta, Magnoliopsida, Fabales, Fabaceae.
AUGGCGCUCACCAAGCAUCUCGGAUCACACAAACUUACAUCCUACUCGCCUAUAAAACUAAACCAAAUGGCCUAUGAAGCGGCAGGUGCUCCUCCGCCAUGUUUCAGAGGGCCGAGGUUAAUCCGCAACGCUACCCCUGGACGGCGUAUAUCUCGACCAAGGAUCCAAGCGCCCACUCGGAAGCCAUAUACCUCAGUGGUUUCUCAACUCUCCAAUAUGGCCGAUAAUGGAGUUCACCAAAUCACUCAGGCCGAGCUCCUGGCCCAGAUGGCAGAACUACAAGCUGAAGCCCGAAGACUCGCUGAGAUGUCCACUCAAAACAACGCCAGCAAACACGAGGAGAAUGGCCCCAAGGGCCCAGUCAAAGACAACACAGACCUACUGAGCGUCAACCCACCAAAGGAGAAGUUUACCUUGGACAACCCGUUCUCCGAGAAAAUCACCAACUAUCAUAUGCCGAAUAAUUUUACACUGCCCUCUUCCCUUGAGCCGUAUAAGGGGAUUGGUGACCCCCGGACUCAUAUUAAGAAAUUCCAAUCUAUGAUGUUCUUUAAUGGCCCUAACAAUGAACCCAUGUUUUGCAGGGCUUUUCCCACAUACCUUGAUGGAGCUGCACUACUUUGGUUUUCAAAAUUACCUGCAGAAUCAAUCUCUUCAUUUGAGGAGUUGGCGAAGUCCCUCAUCAACUACUUCGCGGUGGCGCAGAUAUAUGUACACGGGUCACACUACCUAGGAACCAUCCGCCAAGGUCCACAAGAAAUCCUAAAAUACUAUAUGAUGAGAUUCGUAGAGGCCAUCAUGGAGAUACCAGACCUGGACCCUGCUGUCCACCUACACGCCCUCAAGGCCGGUCUCAAGCCCGGGAAGUUCAGAGAAACAAUCGCGGUAACAAAACCGAAAACAUUGGAAGAAUUUUGA